ACAUCAAUGAGUGCCUCCAAGGAAGAGGACCUUGUGGAUUUGGUGCCAUUUGUACCAACUUGCCAGGGAACUACAAAUGCAUCUGUCCUUCAGGCCUUGUUGGUGAUCCAUAUAAAGAAAACUGCCGUCAGCCCAUCACCGGGUGUAGGCGAGACGAAGAUUGCAAGCUCAAUGAAGCAUGUAAGAGAAUCAAUGGGGAGUGUUAUGAUGUGUGUUCCAAACCUGGCAUCUGUGGCAAAGGAGCCAUUUGCCGUGCACUCAACCACCAGUCGGAAUGUUACUGCCCAAGUGGACUAACUGGCAACCCCUAUGUUGAGUGUAGUAUAAUUCAAACUUGUCAAAAACAUGACGAAUGCCUUGGAAACCUGCAUUGUCUUGGAGACCGCUGUGGUUGUCCUCAACCAUUUAGACAGCAAGGACUUUUCUGCAUAUUGACAAGCCAAAACUGCACAACUACCAACCCCUGUCCAGAGAAUCAGGAAUGCGUGUAUGAAGGUGGACCUUAUGGUUUCUGCAUUUGUCCACGUGGAUUUAACCUUACACCAUAUGGGGCUUGCAGAGACAUUGAUGAAUGUCAGAAGCUUCCUUUUCCAUGUGCUACAGGUGCACAGUGUUACAAUACCAUUGGUAGUUAUCGUUGUGAAUGUCCUGUAGGCACUAUAGGAGAUCCAAAUUAUGGUGUUUGUAAGGUUCCUGAAGGUGAGUGUCGUAUAGAUGACGACUGCCCCUUGCACGAAGCUUGUAAUGUUGCAUUAAAGAAAUGUUAUGAUCCUUGCCAUACUGAUAGUGCUUGUGGCCGAAAUGCCAACUGCCGAGUAGUUAAUCACAAACCAGAAUGUUCUUGUCCACCUGGUUUUACUGGACAACCAUUACUUUAUUGCCAUAGAGUGAGAGGAUGCCAGUCUCACCAGAACUGUCCAGGAAAUCUAUUCUGUUUGCCUAAUGGCUAUUGUGGCUGUCCUCCAGACUACUCAAGACGUUAUGACUUCUGUAUAAGAACAAGCUACAACUGCACUACCACCAACCCGUGUCCAGAAAAUCAAGAAUGUGUAUAUGUGGGUGGAACUUAUGGUUUCUGUAUUUGUCCACGAGGCUUUGCACUUGAAAUUGAUGGUACUUGCAGAGAUGUGAAUGAAUGUAUUGAAAAUCGACCUCUUCCUUGUGCCCGUGAUGAAUACUGUCGAAACGUUCCUGGUACUUACGAGUGUCGCUGUCCAGAAGGAUUCCACGGUGACCCUUACAUCACAGAUUGCUUAAAGAGAACUAUUGAAGGAGAAUGUAAGUCAGACAAUGACUGUGCUUAUGACGAGGCCUGUGAUAUUCUUCAAGCCACCUGUUACAACCCAUGUUAUGAAGGUCAACCUUGUGGACAAAAUGCUAUCUGUAGAACAGAAAACCACCAACCUAUUUGUUCAUGCCCCCCUGGAUACUCAGGAAAUUCACGAGCUUACUGCUUCAAAGGUUGGUUUAUCUUUUGA
Messenger RNA from Limulus polyphemus (Atlantic horseshoe crab), 1478 nucleotides. Its product is annotated as latent-transforming growth factor beta-binding protein 4-like. Gene Ontology annotation, molecular function: calcium ion binding. The transcript has 12 exons. The record is from RefSeq and is a predicted model, not a curated record. The annotation marks the transcript as partial. Lineage: Eukaryota; Metazoa; Arthropoda; Merostomata; Xiphosura; Limulidae.